ACUAGUUUUAAUUAGCGAUGGAUCGCAAUAAACCUCCCGAUCCCGAUCCUCCCGACAUCUCUGCAUAUGCUCCUCUUUCCCCUAACUAUUCAUUAUCCCAAUUCGCCGAUGUUGCUUGCAGCAUCGCGGACUCCCAUAACUUAUCUGCCUCGAAUGCCAGGAAACGCUCCGGAGAUGAUGCAAACAUUGUCGUGUCAACCCCACCACCGAAACAACAAAGGAAUUUAGUUGGCCGCAGCAGGUACUCUGCUACAGAUAAGGCACCGUUCAUUGUCCACGUGUCUCGUUUGGAACCCCAGCCUAAUGCCGGUACUUCUCUGCAUCCGGUUACCUUUGGAAUAUUUCUCCAAAAACAGAAUAUAGUUAACAUUGUCCGUGAUGGAGUUAAAAAAGUUGGCAGGAACCGUGUUUCUGUGGAAUUUAAAUCCCCUCAGGAUGCAAAUGCAUUUCUUAUUAAUAACAUUCUUCCCAAGAACAGCUUUGUGGCCUCCAUCCCUACGUUUAAUAUAACCCGCAUGGGUGUUGUUGCCGGUGUUCCUACUGAUUUAACUGAAGAGGAAGCCCAAAGAUACCUACAAGUCCCCUCAGGUUGCGGUGAAAUUCUCAAAGUUCGUCGUAUAAAUAGGAAAAUGAUAAUUGAUGGAGUGACCGAAUUUAAAUCCACAGAAACAUGUGUCCUUACCUUUGACGGUCAGGUGUUACCGCCAAGGGUGUUUUGCUGCUACACUUCCCUUCCAGUCCAACAAUAUGUUUAUCCCACCAUC
Helicoverpa zea (corn earworm) is the source of this 764-nucleotide messenger RNA. RefSeq lists its product as uncharacterized. The record is from RefSeq and is a predicted model, not a curated record. The annotation marks the transcript as partial. Lineage: Eukaryota; Metazoa; Arthropoda; Insecta; Lepidoptera; Noctuidae. The transcript has a single exon.